CUACUAGGAAAUUAGCAUCGUAUGCGACUGGGUGACCGUUGCUUGGGAAAUCAGCAUGUCAGGAGAGCAGACGCAGUGCCUUGCUACGAAAGAGGCUUAGCCGCUGCCUGCUGGUUCACCGUUGCACUGCAGGCCAAACAUGACUCACUCACCGAAAGUCUCACCUGUCAUGUCCCUCUUGAUGCCCUCAACAUUUCGCACAGCGGAAAACCACCGUCCACGGUAUGCCAGCGCCAUUGUUUCAGCCGCUCAAGGUGAUCGGCACCGAGAACCCCGCCGUGCCCUACACUGACCGCCAAGCCGUGCGGGUGGUGGCCUUCAACGCCAGAGGCGAAGUGGCCAUCCUCUACGCCAAGCGAGAAAACUACUACAAGCUUCCAGGAGGCGGGCUCGAGCCCGGCGAAGACCACGAGACAGCUGCCAAGCGCGAGUUCCAGGAGGAGACAGGCGGCCUCAUCAAGCUCCGCGGGAACGGCUGCAUCGCCGCCACCAAAGAGUUCCGCUUCUCUCAAUGCCAAGUGUCGUACUGCUACGUUGCCGACCUGGUGGACGACAGCGGGGAGCCCGCGCUGACUGAGGAAGAAAUCGACGACGGUCUUGGACACCUGUGGAUGCCGGUGGAGGAGGCGAAGAGGGUGAUAGCCGCGGCAGAGCCAACUUCCGACUUUGGGAGGUCCGUCAAAGGGCGAGAUAUCUAUUUGCUAGAUCAGGCGACAAAGGGAGUCGGAGCAGAUAAUGGAUAGCGUGUCACGGUUAGAGAGGAAGGAACGUCGGAGUCAACCUGGAAGUUUCUAGCAUACCAUGGCAAUUCCCGGCUGGAAGCCUGGGAUGGCACGCCAUUCGG
Molecule: messenger RNA, 844 nt
Organism: Parathielavia appendiculata
Lineage: Eukaryota; Fungi; Ascomycota; Sordariomycetes; Sordariales; Chaetomiaceae
Exons: 1
Coding region: 225-743 (172 amino acids)
Molecular function (GO): hydrolase activity
Source: RefSeq, a predicted model, not a curated record